AUGUCGGAAGCAUUGCAGCAUCUUCAAGCGAUGCUGAAGCCGCCGCAUUCCUUAGUACCAACUGUUGCAGAUACGUCACAUAUCCAACGCCUGUUCCAUAAAUGGGAAAAAGAAGCAAGAGGAAAAGGACUGAGUUAUUCUUCAUGGCUGGCUCUCAUGACCGCAACAGUGAUUGGCGCGAGCUCCGAGGCGUCGAUGACGGCGCUCUAUCAUCAUGCAACAGCAUCCAUGGACCUGAAAGACAGCAUCGUCAUUGCGGAAUUCAUGCGGGAAAUUGGCUUGAAAGGUAUAGCUGUUGUCAGCCUUCCGCAAAUCAUGGACAUGCUCGAUGAAUUCCGUGCUUCUCUACCUUCAGCCGUUAUAUCGUCCCUCAACACAAGGUCAUCAUCCUUUGCAAAUUCCGAUAAUAUCAAUUCCAUCAAAGAGCAGGGUGAAAAGCUGUGGAAUGCUAUUCACCAUCCGAAUGGAGGCAAGAUUGAGCGUAGGUUGGCAAACGCUCACCCAGACCUUGGCAACUAUAUCAGAUACCAUGUCUACGGUGGAUUGCUAUCACGGGAUUACGCUGUAACAGUCGGACGUAUCACGAUAAGUCUCUGUGCUAUUGCGUGUUUGCGGGCAAGUCGGCCAUUUAGUCGACAACUAGCAGGUCAUGUUCAUGCUCUGAAGAAGACGUGGAACGACGGAUCUUGGAUAUCCGAUCCGAAUGCUGGCUCGCAGGAAGGGGUGAGGUGGCUCACCAGUGACGAAGGCUGCAUAUGGGUACUGGAAGUGGUGGACGACCUUGUCUUGGCAAUAAAGAAUGGACGUACAGCCAGCCCCAUAAUGAAAGCAUCAAGGCUAUGA
Bipolaris maydis ATCC 48331 is the source of this 843-nucleotide messenger RNA. RefSeq lists its product as uncharacterized. The record is from RefSeq and is a predicted model, not a curated record. Lineage: Eukaryota; Fungi; Ascomycota; Dothideomycetes; Pleosporales; Pleosporaceae.